Molecule: messenger RNA, 2056 nt
Organism: Hordeum vulgare subsp. vulgare (domesticated barley)
Lineage: Eukaryota; Viridiplantae; Streptophyta; Magnoliopsida; Poales; Poaceae
Exons: 1
Coding region: 974-1573 (199 amino acids)
Source: RefSeq, a predicted model, not a curated record
AAAAAAAAAAACUCAGUCUCGAAUUGUUGUAGCAGUACUAAUUGUGCUACCAGUGAAAAUUGUUGAAUUAAUAUAGUUUCUAGUCGGUGGCAAUAGGACAGAUCCAUCCAUGUGUAUAGCACACCGCAUAAAGCAUUCCAGCUAUGCGAAAUUGAUGGGAUCAUGGGAGCCAUCUGCUCGAUCAAGCAUUUCACAUGGCAAUCAACUUAAUUUUCCUAGCUAGGCACUGUCUUGAGAUUGAGAACUAUACUCCACUCAGCAUAGCAAUACAGAUCAUGCAUCGUCCUUUUGCCUACUGGUAUUGCUACAGCGUUUGCAUGGAUGUCCUGGAGAUUAACUCCACUGCGCUGCUGUAAACAUCCUUCUGCACCUGUGAAGCGGGUACAGAGAAGUUAAUUAACCCUGGGGCAGUGAAAAUUCAUGCGGCGGCCCGGCCUGCCGGAAUCCUUCUGCUGCCCAUCCAUCUCAUCUGAUCCGUAUUUAUCCCUUUUCUCCAAGAGAGAGAGAGAGAUCAUGGUAGAGAGAGAGAGAGAGAGAUGGAAGAUGGAAGCUUUAGGAGGGGAGGAGGGCUGCGAUCUACACACUGGAUCCAAGAGUUUCACCACCACACUCUCAUUCUCCCCACAAUCAUUUGCGCCACCCCUUUCCCUUCUCCCUCUUCUCACUCUCAUGAUCUAUUUAACAUGCGUCGGGCCUUUGCUUGUUGCCUGCGUAUAAUUCUGUUCCUUGCUUGCUUCUCCUUUACCCUCCCCUCUCUUCUCCAUCAUCACCUCCACGACGCCUGCCUCCUCCUUCUCUCCUCCCUCCUUCAAGCUGCUACAAAACACCACACAACACACAAACACGAUUCAGCAGUCACACUACUGGCUAGCUACUGGGUGGCUUAGACAAUUCUCUUGCAUAAACUACUUCUUGGAUCCCCUGAGAGAGGAUCUAGAGCGGCGGUGGGAUCUGCGCGCGCGCACCGGCUUCGAUGGGCCUCGAUGUCGCGGAAAUCUCCGAAUUGGCGGCGCUCCGGCCGAUCCAGACGGCCGUGAGCGGCGCCGCAGUGCCCGGGGAGGACGACGGCACGGCCGUUGCCGACGACACCGGCUGCGUCACACCCAAGGCGAGCGGCCCGCGAUCGGCCACGGCAGGUGCAGCGGACGACGACAACGACGCGGCCGCCGACGUCACAGGCUGCGUCACGCCGAGGGCAAGCGGGUCCAUGGCCAUGCUGCCAAUUGCGCCACUGCUGCAAGACGACGGCGUCGACACCGGCUUCGCCACGCCGCUGGCCACGGGUGGAGAAACUGGGCCGCGAGACGGCUGCGGCGCCGCUGAGGGCGACGAGGGCAGCUUCACCACGCCGACCACGGCCGACAGCGCGCUGAUGCCGGCGACGGCGUGCCCGCCCGCGCCGCGGAAGUCGGCGCCGGUGCCGACGAGGAAGCGCGCGCCGCUGCAGCAGCGGCUCUUCUACCCGGUGCCGAGCGACCUGACCACCGUGUUCCUCGCCGUGCCGCAGUGCCCGCCGCCCGCCAAGAAGAUGCGGGCGCACGUGGUGGGAUCAUCCGUGCCACUGGGCACGUGACAGAGGCCCCCCACGUACACUCUCCAUGUCUCGUUCAUGCAGUUCAGCGCUUCACAUGCAUGCGUGCUGCUGCCGCGCGCCAUUGUGGUGACUGCGAGUGGGCGAAGGAAUUCUUCAAUCUCCAGAGAAGCGGAGGCGAGCGAGUCACCAGCUCAACAGACGAGCAAGAUCAAGGGGCUCUCGAGCGACGAGCGCCCAGACAAGAAGACGUUGUAGUUGAAUCCUUCAAGCCUCGGCUCAACUCCUCUCUCCAACUCCAAGAUCGAUGCGGGUCACACACUCUCAAACACUCGCGGAACGUACAGUAGCACUGAAGUUCAGUUGAACCACUCAGCUUCUCUCUCUUUCUCUGUCUCUGUCUCUCUCUCUCUCUCUCGCUCUCUGUGGGAGCUGAAUCCCUCGGCUUCUCUUUCUCCUCACUCUCUCUUUAAGUCUUUAUUGUUUCUUGCAUCACAUGUACAAAUACACCAACUGUUUUGGUGA